Messenger RNA from Labeo rohita (rohu), 977 nucleotides. It is a transcript of the gene taf10, whose product is annotated as TAF10 RNA polymerase II, TATA box binding protein (TBP)-associated factor. The transcript is spliced from 5 exons. Gene Ontology annotation, cellular component: transcription factor TFIID complex; SAGA complex; nucleus. Gene Ontology annotation, biological process: transcription initiation at RNA polymerase II promoter. Bases 198 to 764 code for a protein of 188 amino acids. Gene Ontology annotation, molecular function: promoter-specific chromatin binding; RNA polymerase II general transcription initiation factor activity. NCBI's taxonomy places the organism in Eukaryota, Metazoa, Chordata, Actinopteri, Cypriniformes, Cyprinidae. The record is from RefSeq and is a predicted model, not a curated record.
UUCGUACUGGUUGCACACGGAAGUAUUAAUCACGUGACACGUUUCCAGCGUAAAUAUUUUCCCCUCACAGCGAAUGAUCGCCAACCUCGCUUCUUUAAUUGCAUUGAUGAGUAUCGACUUAACUUACCUCUAGUUUAAACUGCGUAUAUUUUGUCUAGUAUCCCGUUUAGUGGAAUAUUUAGACUAAGCAGGACAAUAUGAACGUGGAUCUUCAGCAAACCGGACAGACUGGAGCAGCAGCCGCAUCCAGCACAUCCACAUCCAGCAGCAGCAACUGCGUCCCGAACAGCACCUCCACAAACGCCAGCAGCAUCCCUGCAGUCGGCAGCAGUAAUGUUCCCACUUCGGCAGCAAUGGCAACCCCAUCAUCCGACUCCACCGUGUCAAACGGGGUGUAUGUGCCCACAGGCAUCGCUAAUGGAGACGUGAAGCCCGUUAUUUCAACCACACCGCUGGCUGAUUUCCUGAUGCAGCUGGAGGACUACACUCCUACAAUCCCAGACGCAGUCACCGGUUACUACCUCAACCGAGCUGGUUUUGAAGCAUCAGAUCCAAGAAUAAUUCGUCUCAUAUCAUUGGCGUCUCAGAAGUUCAUCUCAGAUAUUGCAAAUGACGCACUACAGCACUGCAAAAUGAAGGGCACGGCCUCUGGAAGCUCCCGAAACAAGACCAAGGACAAGAAGUACACGCUGACAAUGGAAGAUCUGACACCGGCCAUGGCAGAAUAUGGCAUUAAUGUAAAGAAACCUCAUUACUUCAUUUGAAGGGAAGUGCAUCAUUCAAAUGGACUGCUGGAAAUGUGCUGUUUGUCCCAUCAGAGCUUUGAAGACAUUAUCCUUCAGCGUGGGAACCAUCAGCCCGCAGCUUUUUUGUAUUUUCUUUAAGCGUGUUUGAUUAAGUUGUUUGAUUACACCACACACAUGUGACUUUAGAUGAUGUUAGUAAAAAGCCUGUAUAAAUAAAUACAUUGUAAUUAA